This is a messenger RNA of Onychostoma macrolepis, 1510 nucleotides long. RefSeq names its product RAB15 effector protein (gene rep15). NCBI's taxonomy places the organism in Eukaryota, Metazoa, Chordata, Actinopteri, Cypriniformes, Cyprinidae. Gene Ontology annotation, biological process: receptor recycling. Bases 478 to 1224 code for a protein of 248 amino acids. The record is from RefSeq and is a predicted model, not a curated record. The transcript is spliced from 3 exons.
AACAAACUUUGAAAAGUGACAUCGACAUGCAUGAUUUGCAAACAUUAAGCAUUAACCUGCUGUCACCCAUGCAUCUGGCCACCAUUUUCACAAUGUGGAGAAGUGCAUGCUGGGAAAGGACUUUCAUGUACUUGUGCAGGUACUUUCUCUCUUCAUAAUAUUUGCACUUCAUUAUCACCCAUUGCUUCUGCUUAAUAUUCCAUCUAUUAUUAACUAUAUUUGUACUUGCCUAUGACCAAAAGAUGAAUAUGAACUUACAUUAUUAAGUUGAUUAUAUUUAAUGGAUAUCUUGGUUUUUAGCUAUUGCACACUAAAGGAUCAGGGAUGCAGAUCGAGGCUUUAUCCAGGGGAAUUAACAACCUCACAGACUCCAGAGAAGAGAAGAGAGAUCCAACUGCAGGUUCACUCUCACCCAAUACAAAGGAAAGAAUAAUAUUGUGUAUAAGGGAAACCACGCUUUGAACUAAACCAGCUGGAAUGAAGCAAACAGAUCUGCAGUACGAAGCCAAAACCAGCUUUUUCAGAACCUUAUGGGCUAAACCCAACAAAACCGCCUCGGCAGACCUCAUCCACCUCUUUAGCAACUGCAUCCAGGCGGCUUCAUCCAGAACAAAGGAGUAUCUGCUCUUCAGGGACCCAGAGAACAAAUUGCACCCAAGUCCUUCAACCCUAAGCGAGAUCUUUCUGAUGACCUACAUCCAACACAGCAGCCUGCUGAAUCUCACCGACACGUUCAACUGCACGGCCAUGACCCCAGAACAGAGGAUCCUGCUGGGUGCCCACUGGGUCUGGGCCGUGUUGGAUCAGCCGAGCAAGAACCCCCGAAUCCAGAUCGCGGUCCAGGUGUUUCAUCUGCCAGAAAGAACAGAGGAGAACGACGAGGAGCUGUCCUUAGAUAUCUACAGCAACAUCAUGCGCAUGGCCGGGAUGGAUGUGGUGGAAAGAACCCAAGCUGAGAGGAUGGUGGAGUUCUGUUCUUCCAUCGGCAGAGACUGUUAUGCGCUUUUCCUCUUUUUUGGGCGCCAGAACGACGAGGGGAACAUCUACGGACUGCUGAGCAACAAUCUGCAAGCAGCUGUGGGGAAGUGUGUGAGGAUUGACCAGGUCUUUAUCGAUCACUUCUUCAAAGGUGCGAAAUGCUUCAUCACUCCAAGUGAGAUGUUGCAAGCAGUGGUUGGUAAGGAGGGUGGCAAUCCUCUGACCAUGCUUGUUAAGUUCACUUAACAGCUGAGCUGUUUUUACUAGAUUUUAUACCUUUUUGUGGGUUUAUUAUAAUGAGCAGCUCACCACUUGGUAACAGAUGCUUUGAAUGCAGCCCUGGGUCUGUAUGUUGAUGUUUUCCCAAGACUUUCAAGCCUUAUAACUAGUGUCUGGUCUAUGUAUGUCUCCAGCAAUACUUAACUGUUACUAGAUGCAAUUAAAAUGCAAAAUAAUGUGCAGAAAUAAAUAUUUUUGCUGACUAGUUUUGUACCUUGUCUGUUUUACUACCUCGUAAUGAAAUAAAUUCAUU